AUGAGCUGUUACUAUGCAUCACAUAACGAGCCGCCACACUCGGCAAAAUUCCCGCGGCUCAGCAGACCGGUAUCUAUGAUGCGGCCAGAGUACGAUGUGGUUGUAGUCGGAUCAGGAUAUGGUGGGGGCGUUGCGGCGAGCAGAAUGGCAAGAGCGGGGAAGAGUGUUGCAAUUCUGGAAUUGGGGAAAGAGAAGUGGCCGGGGGAGUAUCCCAGCACUAUCAGUGAGGUAGUCCCUGAGUUUCAUGUCUCUGGAAAUGCCGGCAAGGGCUUACUCAAAGACGUUAAUACCGGCAAACCUACCGGGCUUUAUCAUUUCAUGCUCGGUGAAGGCCAGAGUGCGUUUGUUGGAAACGGACUCGGCGGAACAUCAUUGAUAAAUGCCAACGUCUUCCUUAGAUGCGACGAGCGGACGCUGGCAAUGGGCACCUGGGCGCCUGAAAUCCGCAAAAUUCCAGGUGUUCUGGAUGCAUACUACUCCCGAGCAGCAGAGAUGUUGCAACCUACGGCCUAUCCUGAAGAUUAUCCCCCGCUCCAGAAGCUGUCCGUGCUGGAAAAGCAAGCAAAAGCUCUCAACCAAGGACAAAACUUCUACCGAGUUCCACAGACGACCUUCUUCCAUGACGGUGUGAACAAUGCCGGCGUGGAGAUGAAAGCAUCGACAGGCUCAGGCCAGGACUGCACUGGAGUUAAUGACGGAUCGAAGAACUCGGUGCUCAUGAACUACAUCCCUGACGCUUGGAACUGGGGCGCAGAAAUCUUUUGUGAGUGUGAGGUCCGCUACAUUCACCGCGAUCGAGAUGGCAAUGGGUAUAUUGUGUUUUUCGCUUGGCACGGAGACAAGAGACAGGCGUUCAAGGAUUACUUUUACAGUGACCUGAUGUGGGUCCGAGCAAAGGAGUUUUGUUUCCUCGGAGCUGGUGCUUUGGGAACAACAGAGAUUUUGUUAAGAUCUCAGAAACACGGCCUAAAGACAUCGCGAAACAUAGGGCUAAAGCUUUCUGGUAAUGGCGAUAUACUGAGUUUCGAAGGGUACAACACAAAUGAGAUUGUCAACGGCAUCGGGAGCGAAAAUGCCCCUGCAGACAGCCCGUCUGGUCCAACAAUCACUGGAAUCAUCGACAACAGAGGCCCGGAAGCUUCUCCGAACGUGAUUGAUGGCUAUGUCAUCGAAGAGGGCUGCGUCCCCACAGCGCUUGCCCCCGCACUUCAGACAACGCUGGAGGCCCUGCCCAACAAGCGAAAUCCUAAAAAAUACAGCAUAAUGGACCGAUUGCGGCAUUUGUUGUAUCAGGCUAAAUCGAGAAUCUUCGGACCGUAUGCGAAUGGAGGCUCAGUCAAUCGCACACAAACCUAUCUCAUUAUGUCCCACGACAGCAAUGAGGCCAUGGUCACGCUUGAAAAUGACAAGCCAUCUCUGCAGUUUCUGGGCGUGAGCAGAGAAGAGCACGUUAAGGACCUCCAUGAGGUCUUACAGAAAGCUACCAACGCCAUCGGUGGAACACUGAUCAAUUCGCCGUUUCCCGCUGAAUCCGGCCAGCAUGAUGGCAUCACAGUUCACCCACUUGGUGGAGCCAUAAUGAGCUAUGACGGAACCGGAAAAGGUGGUGCUACAAACCACCUCGGCCAGGUGUUUGCAGGCAACAGCACCGAAGUUCACGAAGGUCUCGUUUGUGUGGACGGAUCUGUGAUCCCCACUGCUCUCGGCGUGAACCCGUUUGCCACAAUCACUGCCUUGGCAGAGCGAUCUAUUGCACUGCUUACUCGAAAACGUGACUGGAACAUCGAUUUCGAGACAAAGAAUGGCCAUCUUAACUUGUUUGGAAAACCAAAGAAGCCAUCGCUCUUGGCUCCAGAUAUUGCUGAAGCUAAAGAAGUGAUCAGAAAAGCCGGAGGUGCCAGCGGUGUCCGGUUUACAGAGGUUAUGAAUGGGCACAUUUAUCUCGGGGAUGAUAUCGACGAUUUUGUUGUCGCGGAGAGUGUUGCAAAAGGAUCAUCAACUACUGCCAGGCUGUACCUGAGCGUCGACGCUUAUAAUGUGGAGGAUUCAGUGUCAAGAUGUACUGGUUAUGCAUCCAUCGCCACUGGUACAUUCUCUUGCGGGGCUCUGUCGAGAGAUCCUCUCUUGGUUCUUCGAGGGAAAAUACAGUUUUUCUCCGAAGAUCAGAGCACAUCAGACGCUACGAAUUUGGUUUACAAACUCCCGCUUCUGAGCACUGAAGGCAAAAACUAUUCACUGAACGGCUACAAGACGAUAGACGCGAACAUGGCUUUCUCCAUCUCCGACACUUGGAGGGCUACCACAACGCUCUAUACUACUAUAACUGAGGAAGACGGAUCCAUUACCGGGAGAGGCAUUCUGCACAUCUCGAAGCGCAAAUUCGCCUCUGAAAUAAGAAGCUUUAGCUCGACAAGCGGAGGCUUCCUUGAAAGCGUCUUAUCAAUCUCGCAAUUUCUAACAUACUUCACGAAAAACAUAGCCGACUACUUUCUUGGCCCACUGGACACACUGGACUACUCAUAUCCAGACAAGAGUGGAUACCUACCGAAGGAGCCGCCAGUGGAAACCGAGAUCCUGACAGCUCAGGACGGCGUGGAGGUGCCAAUACGUUUGUGGGCACCCACAAUAUCAAAAGAGGAGGCUAUCAGCAAGCGUCCACUGCUCUUCAUACCCGGCUCGUCAGUCGACCACCAUGCCUUUGCAUUGCCAACCAUCCCUCUCAACACCAUCGAGUACUUCACCGCCCGAGGCCACGCUUGCUACGUAGUGACACCGCGUUUCGGGCGCACACCCGCCGCCAUAAGUGGCGGCACCGAGUUCGAUGCACGUCUCGACAUCCUUGCCGCCAUACACUACGUCCGUCAGCAGCACAAAGAAAGGAUCUACAUUAUCUGCCACUGUCAAGGCGCAAUAGCAACAGCAAUGGGUCUUCUCGACGGCACAAUACCACCCGACUGGAUCCAAGGCCUCACAUGCAGCCAAGUAUUCCUAACCCCUAUCUUCAGCAAAGCCAACAUGCUCAAAAGCCGCACAAAUAUCCUUGCCCGCGCGUAUGCCCUCCUCGCUGGCCCCUGGUUCCCCAUCCCGAGCACGCCUGCCUCUCCACCUUUCCAACGUCUCCUCGACCAGCUCCUCCGUUUCUACCCUGUCGGCGCGCGCAACGAACUCUGUAACUCCCCUGCCUGCCAUCGCUUCACGCUGGCAUACUCUCGGUGCUGGAACCACGCGAACCUGAACAGGGCCACACACCGCGCGCUACCGGCCCUGCUGGGCGGGAUGCACACCAGACUGAUCGAGCACGUCAUGGCGUGCGGACGAGCGAACGCUGUGCUUGAUAGUGAGGGUCACAGCCUCGUUACACCAGAGGGGCUAGAGCGUUUGAGAGGACUGCCGGUGAUAUUGCUUGCGGGUGCGGAGAACGCAGUGUACGACCCGAUGGGCACAGCAUUUGAUUAUGACUUGUUGCGCAGCUUUUUUGGACCGGAGCUGUAUCAGCGACAUUUGGUGCAGGAGUAUGGGCAUCUUGAUUGCUGGAUGGGGAAGCGGGCGUGUGAAGAUGUUUAUCCAAGGGUUGCGGAACAUGUGGAGUGGUGUGAGACGGCGAGAAAUGAGGUAGAUGCGGAAGAGUGGGUAAUUGACGGGUAUAGUGUGGAAGCGGAGGUGAGCCUUGAAAGUCUCGAGUACAACUGUUAA
Messenger RNA from Aplosporella prunicola CBS 121167, 3693 nucleotides. RefSeq lists its product as uncharacterized. The record is from RefSeq and is a predicted model, not a curated record. NCBI's taxonomy places the organism in Eukaryota, Fungi, Ascomycota, Dothideomycetes, Botryosphaeriales, Aplosporellaceae. Bases 1 to 3693 code for a protein of 1230 amino acids. Gene Ontology annotation, molecular function: oxidoreductase activity, acting on CH-OH group of donors; flavin adenine dinucleotide binding. The transcript has 9 exons.